AUGCACCAUCAUCGUGGGAAUAGCAGCAAUAAUUCAACGAUAUCAUCAUCUGGUCAUGGAGUAUUUCUGGGAAGAGCAAGAGAAAAACGAGAUAAAUUAUUGAAAACAGGACAUCUUAAUCAACAACGAAAUGAAGCAUCUGGAGGAGGGCAAUCAAAUAAUCCUUCUCAAUCAGCAGAUGAAUUUCGUUGUUAUUAUCGUCAUCAUCAAAGUUCUCGUAGACAUAGUGUUGAUAAUACUCUAUCAUCAACAAGUUCAGUAGCUAGAACUAUUCCAAUAAUUGAACAUCCAAUACCACGUACCUCAAGCCAAACAAGUCUUAAUAUUCAUCGUGCAAGUCCUUGUCCAUCGGAUAUCUCAUUUUCUUACUCAAAUCCAAAGUAUUUUGUUCGAACAGCUAUACUUCGUCCUUCACCAGCAUUAGCAACUAAAACACCAUUAAAUUAUGAAAAUGUCAUCCAAUCUCCAUUAUUGGAAGACAAACAACUAUUAGGUAUUAAUCAUGAUGAAUCAACAUUUCGAUCACCAACACCGGGACCAGAUUUUUCUACUGUUCGUAGUGAUUCAGUAACACUUGAUGAAUUAAUCGAUCGAUUAACUCCAACGUCAACUAGUACGCCCGAAAUAACAUUUCUUUAUCCAGCACUUCUUUGUUGUCGAACACAUAUUAGUCCAUUACUAUUAUUUAAUAAGAUAGCAAAAUCUACUUUUAGUAAUUUGACACAUUGUACUCAGGAACAACGAACAAAUUUACUUCUUAAUUAUCUUUCAAUGUUAAUACAUUGGACAAAAACAUUUUCAUAUGAUUUUCGUACAUCACCAUUAAUGAAUCAACUUGAAUGUAUAACAAAUCAAAUUAUUAAAAUUGAUCCAAUGUUUGAACCAAAUGUUAAAUUACUUUUAUCUGAUAUUAUGGCAAAACUCAAUGUUCUUGAUCGAUAUGAACAAUAUUUACAAUUAAUUGACAAUGAAAUAGCUAAUCGUUUAACAACUUCUGCUUUAACAACUGACAUUUAUGAGCAAUGUCCAUGUCCAAAAGAAUUUGCACAUCAAUUGACACAUAUUGAAUUAGAUAGACUUAAAGCAAUUGGGGCAGAAGAAUUUAUUCAUAUGCGUUCAUCCGAUUCAUCAUCAGCGUCAGAUUCUCAUUCGACAAAAUCUUCUUCUUCAUCAUCAUUAUCAUCAAAUCCUUGGACAUAUUGUCUUGAAGCAUAUAUUAAUUGGAGUAAUCGUUUAUCAUCUUUUGUAACAACAGAAAUUAUUAAACAUUUAAAACGACAUAUUCGUGUUAAACUUCUUAAUUAUUUUAUUGAUGCAGCACUUGAAUGUUUUAAUACAGGCAAUUUUAAUUCAAUGAUGGGAAUUUUAGGUGGUCUUAAUAUGUUGCCUGUCAAACGUCUAAAGAAAACAUGGAGUAAAGCAAAUCGUGCAAAAUUGGAGACAUUAGAAAAAUAUAUGAAUCCAAGUAAAAAUUUUUGUAUUUAUCGUUCGAUUAUGAAAGCUGCAAUGCACAGAGCAGAAAAACAUAAUUGGCAACAGGGCAUGGUUAUUAUUCCAUUUUUAAGCAUUUUUUUACGUGAUGUUUAUUUUAUUAAAGUUCGUUCGCCUGAUUUAAUUAUGACAGAUGAUGGUCAAGAAGAACUUAAUCUUAAAAAAUUUUAUAUUCUAGCUCGAUUUAUUUCAGAAGAAUUUAUUCGAUGUAAAUCAAGCAAAUGUUCAUUUGCUCGUUAUGAAAGCAUUAUUAAUUAUGUAGUAACAAGUUCUGUAUUUAGUGAAGAUUCUUUAAUGGCAGCUAGUUUUGAAUGUGAACCACCUGAAACAGAACAUGAUCGUGAUCAACUUCGAUCUCUAAAAGCUAAAUUAGGUUUUUAA
Rotaria sordida is the source of this 1872-nucleotide messenger RNA. The record is from the annotation of a GenBank genome assembly. NCBI's taxonomy places the organism in Eukaryota, Metazoa, Rotifera, Eurotatoria, Philodinida, Philodinidae.